AGAGAGAAGACACUGAUGUGUGCAGAGACACUGAUGUGUGCAGAGACACUGAUGUGUGCAGAGACACUGAUGUGUGCAGAGACACUGAUGUGUGCAGAGACACUGAUGUGUGCAGAGACACUGAUGUGUGCAGAGACACUGAUGUGUGCAGAGACACUGAUGUGUGCAGAGACACUGAUGUGUGCAGAGACACUGAUGUGUGCAGAGACACUGAUGUGUGCAGAGACACUGAUGUGUGCAGAGACACUGAUGUGUGCAGAGACACUGAUGUGUGCAGAGACACUGAUGUGUGCAGAGACACUGAUGUGUGCAGAGACACUGAUGUGUGCAGAGACACUGAUGUGUGCAGAGACACUGAUGUGUGCAGAGACACUGAUGUGUGCAGAGACACACUGA
Molecule: messenger RNA, 396 nt
Organism: Candidula unifasciata
Lineage: Eukaryota; Metazoa; Mollusca; Gastropoda; Stylommatophora; Geomitridae
Source: the annotation of a GenBank genome assembly